This is a messenger RNA of Selaginella moellendorffii, 512 nucleotides long. RefSeq lists its product as uncharacterized. The transcript is spliced from 5 exons. Lineage: Eukaryota; Viridiplantae; Streptophyta; Lycopodiopsida; Selaginellales; Selaginellaceae. The record is from RefSeq and is a predicted model, not a curated record. Bases 135 to 506 code for a protein of 123 amino acids.
CAUGUUUUAUUGGUCUGCACUAUGGCCAUUUUAUCGUCCAAUGCAAGGAGCACAAACAAAGGAUUAUAAACUUCAUCGUCCCAGCAGUCAUACUUUUGGCUCUUGGCUAUGUCUUGCAUCUGCUUGGGAUUAAGAUGAACAAGCCGCUCUACAGCUUCAGCUACAUGUGCUUCACUGCCGGUGCCGCUGGAGCCGUUUUUUGCUUACUUUACAUCCUCGUCGACGUUUAUGACAUCCGGUAUCCAACUUUGCUGCUGGAAUGGAUGGGAAUGAACUCGCUGAUCAUCUACACGCUUGCAGCAACCGAUGUUCUCGUGGUUUUCGUCCAAGGAUUCUACUGGAAGCAGCCGCAAAAAAAUCUGGUGACAUUUACGCGAGAGCACGUAUUUUUCGCGAUGAUUCCAUCGCAAAGAUGGGCCAUGCUUGUGUACGUUUUGUUUGGCAUCUGUUGCUGGUGCGUGAUCGCUGGAGCUCUCAAAGCCAAGGGAAUAUUCUGGAAGUUUUAAGAGUUU